GAGAGAGGGAGGUAAAGGGAGGGAGGAGAGAAGCUCACAGCCUCAAUCAGGUCUCUCAGAGUCUCAGGCGCUUUGAAUCGAGCGAUACGGGAAGAGGGACGGAACGCAGCGGAAAACGACUGCAAAUCUGGGGCCGAAACGGGCAGAUCCGGACUGUUCCUCUGGAUCACAGUGAGAGGAAAAGGAAGAAGCUUUCUUCUGAAGCUGGAGGGGGUUCACAUCUCUGAAGGGCAAGAUAAGACAAGGAAAGCAGAGAAGAUAAGAGAAGAGAGGAGAGGAAGCCUUGCGAGCAGAGAUGGAUAGAUGGAUGGAUGAAUAGAUGGAUUGAGAUUGAGAAGAAUGACGCAUGUCCUGUGAAGCUCUGAAGCUUCUGCCGGGUGGUUCUUCUUUGCUGGUGGAGGUGAAGGAGCAGAAGGAGGAAGAGGAGAAGGAGGUGAAGGAGUGGGAGUGACGGGAGAGCAACAGGAGGGAUGGGGUUCGAUUCGAUAUUCCAGAGAGCGGUUUUCUUUUUUUCAGUUUUGUAAUUUAGCGCAUGAAUUUAGAUUCCUUCCGCGUUUUUCUUUUUCUUUUUUCGUAUAUGAGGGCUUGUACGUUUUUGGAAAGAUCUGGAUCCACCGGACCCUCUGGACCUUCCUGCACGUUGAAAGGAAGACCCUUCAAUCUCCAAUCCAGCUCUGUUAGUGUGUGUUUUUGCAUGUAUGAGUGGGUGUGCGCUCACUUCUGUUCUGUCAUCUCUCUGUUUCUGCCCGUUUCAUCCAUCUGUUGGAUUCUGGCUGUCCUUUCGCACUUCUGCAAGCAUCCCUUGCCAUCUGUGAGUGUGUGUGUGUGUGUGUGUGUGUUUUUGUGUGUUUGAGUGAGUGUGUGUUUCUGUGAGCCGUUUACCUGCUGUUGUAUCAGCGGUCACCUGUUUCGAAUAUAAGAAGGGGCCUGGUUGGUUGGUGCCUUGUUUGGUGGACCAGUUUGGAGUUUGGUGGACAUGCAGCAACAGGUGUAAAAAAACCUAUUAAACCUAUAGAUAAAGAUUUUUGAACCCAAUUCAGGUCUUUUUUUGUAUUGUUUUAAACCGUAAUGGGGUUUUAAUGGGUGAGUUAGACGACAUGGCUCAAGUGGAUUUGACUUGCUCAAAGCCCGUUUCAUCUCAAAGUUGGACAGAAACAAUUAAGGUAGCACAUUUGUGGGACUAUGAAUGGAGCUCCACUUGAUAAAAAUCUGGAUUACGAUCUUUGACUUCAGCAACAUUUUGAACUCUUUUUAGGACAGUUUUUUUUAAGUCACUUCUGUCCAUACUUGGACUUCUGGUCCAUUUGUUGGGGAUUUCCAACCUCUUCGGAGUAAAGAUCUACACCUUCUCUCUAAAUAAGAAGUUAAAACAAUAAACAGACACCGCUUGGAGAUUUUUCAGAAGGAGCAGGUUGGACCUCAGUAUCGGCCAUACUGACCAAAACCUCUGAACUCCUGCUGCGCGCUGUGGUUAAGGCUCAGGGUUGUAAUCAUUAUGAUCGGCGUCAACAGUCUCCACUCUGCAGGACGCCUACGCUCCCGCUCUCUGUGUUCCGUCCGAUACGGCCGAGAUUUUCGUAUGAUGGAUCCGUUCCGUUACCCCCGUACGCCACGCUCGCGCUCCCUCAAACCGCUGGUGUUCCCCGACCUGCUGGGCAAGGCUCAGGACGGCCAGAAACACCCACAGUUCCGCAAGAGGAAGAGGGCCCUGUACAACUCCAUCAAGAACGAGAAGCUUCAGUGGACGAUUGAUGAGGAGGAGUUGCGUAAGUCUUUUUCUGAGUUGGGAGAGCAGAGGGAGGAAUCGAAUUCCAGAGGGAUGAAGAGAACGGGCAGUGGGAUCGUUCCUGCAUCCGGCGCUCUGCUCUACAAGACCGGCUUCCUGGUGCGCAAAGUCCACGCCGACUGUGACGGCAAACGGACUCCGCGAGGGAAGCGAGGCUGGAAGACCUUCUAUGCUGUUCUGAAGGGUCUCGUCCUGUAUCUCCAGAAGGGUGAGUACAGGCCUGACAAGCGGCUCUCUGAUGAAGAUCUGAAGAACGCCGUGUCCAUCCACCACUCCCUGGCCAUCAGAGCCACUGACUACCAUAAACGACCCAACGUUUUCUACCUGCGCACGGCCGACUGGAGAGUCUACCUGUUCCAGGCUCCGAACGCAGAACAAAUGCAGUCUUGGAUCACUCGCAUCAACACAGUUGCUGCCAUGUUCUCUGCCCCGCCCCUGCCAGCUGCCAUCGGCUCACAGAAGAAAUUCAGCCGCCCGCUGCUGCCAGGCUCAGCCUCCAAACUCUCGCAGGAGGAGCAGGUACAAGCUCAUGAGGCUCGUUUUCAUGCCACCUCCACGGAGCUGGCGGAGCUCCGCUCGUACCCGCCUGACCGAAAGGUUAAGGGCCGAGAGCUGGAGGAGUACAGACUGAGGGAAGAGUACCUGGAGUUUGAGAAAACGCGGUACGAGACGUACAGCAUGCUGCUGAGAGCUAAGCAGCGCUGCGGAGACGACAACCUGUCGGUGUUUGAGGCCAUGCUGCUGGAGGAGGGUUCUCUGCAGAGGGCUCAGUCCAGCCCGACCCUGCAGGAGAGCAGCCUGACCUGCAGCACCAGAGACGGCCCCAGCACGGCCAGGGACCCCCCGGCCACGGGGAACGGCACCGGAGCAAGCUGCGCCCGCGGACAAGGCCAGAGACACAGCUACCGGCAGGCCGUCAAAAAGUGACCCCUUCCCACUCUGUACUGGAAGCGCUUUGUGCUGGAGAAGAAGCGAGGUCUUUCUCUUUCCUGUGCACGCCCUCCUGCAGGACACGGUGGCACAGGCUCUCUGUGCAGACUCUGUGAUUGGCCUGCUGGUGAACCAUCUCCUGGGUAAAACCCAGAGUCCUGGGUGGUGAUGUGCGUUUGGGGAGAGCGUGGAGGGGGCAGAGGAAAGCGUUUGAGACAUUGAAGGACGUUUAUGUUGACCUGAAAGAGGUGGAAGGAUGUACUGUGAUGUGUACUAGAUAUGAGAGGAACUAGAGGGUCGAAGGAACACUUGAACUCUUCUUCUAUCGUCGUCGUUCUGCCGUCUGCUCUGUGGAUCCACACACUCUCCAAUCGCCUCAGACCUGGGACCAAACCUCCGCUCGAUACCUUUAAAAUGACUGUUAGCAUCCCAAUCUUUCACACCAUGCAGGGGCCAUCAUAGACAGUGCACCUCUCAGCUUCCCUGCAUGUACAGUACCUUUCCGUGUCGUGAUGAUCGUCAGUAGAUGAUCUUUGACGAUCUUUGCUUUGACGAUGAUCUGCAAGUCAUUCCUUGCUCUUCUUUUUUUUGUCGUAUCAAAUCAUACUACCUGUUUAUCUCCAAUGUUAAUUCCAUAGCAGCAGGGCUUGUCACAUUCCACAUUCAGAGCAGUGCACUCAACAGGGAGCGUCCAUAGGUGGACUCCUGGAUAAAGAUUGUGAAAGGUUGUGAAGACAGUAGGACAGUGGUAAGUAGGACCAGGACUGAGCUUCACAUCGGCUCUCAGAGAGCUGUCUGUGCUUCUUCUGUAUAUACAGUCCACGCCUGGGCUAAUACGUCCUACAGACCCCCUUUUGAUAUCUAUCCCAGUGCUUCGGGUGCAGAUACGCUGUACAUCAAAUUGGGGCUAUAUUGGAUCUCAACCGCUUGACUUGAAUGGUCAUCAAUCCCAGUUCCAGUUCCAGAGUUGCACUGGAAUGACUCGAGCUGAUUUCAUAUAUAUGUAUAUUGAGCUGAUUGUCCUGAAUGGUAGACAGAUCAUACCAUUUUGACUCCAGUUUUUCUUUUCCCCAUUCCAGAACGUCUCUUGCACUUAACGUUAACUAUUAUUACUAUGAGACAUUUUACAUUUAUUCUACAAUCUCAAAUAAAAAAAAAUUGGGACAGAAUGGAAAAAGCAAAUUUACAGAAAAUCCAAAUGUUUCUUACAGUGUUUCCUUUGACUUUCAUUUGAUUACAGACAGUAUAAACUCAAGAUAUUUUGUUUUUUUUUUAUCUACUCAACUUCUUCUUUUCAUUCAUUAUUAAUAUUAAUGCAUUCCAGGCCUGCAACCUAUUCUUAGGUGAAUAAAAUUGGGAAGGCUGGAGGGGUGCUGGAACCUAUCCAAGCCAGCAUCGGGUGGAAGGCAGUAUACACACUGGACAGGCCACCAAUCCAUCAAACAAUACCCAAUCAGCCUGAACCGGGGGAAACCCACGCAGACACGGGGAGAAAGACCCGGGUCACCCCAGCCGGGAAUCAAACCCAGGUCAUCUUGCUGUGAGGCAACAGCUCCACCGUGCCACCCCGCAGUUGUUAUGUAAGAACUAAAAUCGUAAUUACAUAUCUUUUCUUUAUUUGCAGAAUAUUAAGAUUUUUUUUUCAUUGUCCAGCCCUAUUUUCCUAUUUCAGAUUUUUUUUGUUUAACCUUUAGCCCUAAAUUGACCCUGACCCAACUAUUAUUGGAAUGUGUUGCAGGCCUGAAAUGCAGGUAUGGAUGUAUUAUAUUAAUGAAUAAAUAGGAAAUUAAGCAGAUAAAACUGCAAUCACAUAAAAGUCGAAAAGAAACCUAUUUUAAAAUUAUUAUAAUCAAAUUAUUGCAUUAAAUGCAAUUUCCAUAUGGUCCCAAUUUUUUCCCCCUGGUUUGGGAAUGUACAUCUCUAGAGAGUUCCUUUAUUUACCUUGGAAUAUAAUUACUGUCCUUGUCCUUUUAUCGGUUCUCUUGGCUGAGUGUUCUUGUCCAUUGUGGCCAGCAUGGCUGAAUAGUGAUGGCUUGUUGUAAUCUCCUCUCUUCUGCAGAAAAAAGCAGCGAAUUCUAGUGGUGAUAUGAAAUAUACUGUGUGUAGUUUGGCUGUUCUGUUCUCUUCUGUUUCUCACCUCGCUUUCUCUGAAUGUCUGUAAUUUUUUAAUCACACCUUAGAUUCAACUUUUGUCCUUUGUUGUAGGGUGUGCGGAUGUGUAAGUGAGGGAAUGAGUGUGUGGAUGUGUGUGAGGGGAUGAGUGUGCGGAUGUGUGUGAGGGGAUGAGUGUGCGGAUGUGUGUGAGGGGAUGAGUGUGCGGAUGUGUAAGUGAGGGAAUGAGUGUGCGGAUGUGUGUGAGGGAAUGAGUGUGUGGAUGUGUAAGUGAGGGGAUGAGUGUGUGGAUGUGUAAGUGAGGGGAUGAGUGUGCGGAUGUGUAAGUGAGGGAAUGAGUGUGCGGAUGUGUAAGUGAGGGGAUGAGUGUGCGGAUGUGUGUGAGGGAAUGAGUGUGCGGAUGUGUGUGAGGGAAUGAGUGUGCGGAUGUGUAAGUGAGGGGAUGAGUGUGUGGAUGUGUAAGUGAGGGGAUGAGUGUGCGGAUGUGUAAGUGAGGGAAUGAGUGUGUGGAUGUGUGUGAGGGGAUGAGUGUGUGGAUGUGUAAGUGAGGGAAUGAGUGUGCGGAUGUGUAAGUGAGGGAAUGAGUGUGCGGAUGUGUAAGUGAGGGGAUGAGUGUGCGGAUGUGUGUGAGGGAAUGAGUGUGCGGAUGUGUGUGAGGGAAUGAGUGUGCGGAUGUGUAAGUGAGGGAAUGAGUGUGCGGAUGUGUGUGAGGGAAUGAGUGUGUGGAUGUGUAAGUGAGGGGAUGAGUGUGUGGAUGUGUAAGUGAGGGGAUGAGUGUGCGGAUGUGUAAGUGAGGGAAUGAGUGUGCGGAUGUGUAAGUGAGGGGAUGAGUGUGCGGAUGUGUGUGAGGGAAUGAGUGUGCGGAUGUGUGUGAGGGAAUGAGUGUGCGGAUGUGUGUGAGGGAAUGAGUGUGUGGAUGUGUAAGUGAGGGGAUGAGUGUGUGGAUGUGUAAGUGAGGGGAUGAGUGUGCGGAUGUGUAAGUGAGGGAAUGAGUGUGCGGAUGUGUAAGUGAGGGGAUGAGUGUGCGGAUGUGUGUGAGGGAAUGAGUGUGCGGAUGUGUGUGAGGGAAUGAGUGUGCGGAUGUGUAAGUGAGGGGAUGAGUGUGUGGAUGUGUAAGUGAGGGGAUGAGUGUGCGGAUGUGUAAGUGAGGGAAUGAGUGUGUGGAUGUGUGUGAGGGGAUGAGUGUGUGGAUGUGUAAGUGAGGGGAUGAGUGUGUGGAUGUGUAAGUGAGGGAAUGAGUGUGCGGAUGUGUGUGAGGGAAUGAGUGUGCGGAUGUGUGUGAGGGAAUGAGUGUGCGGAUGUGUAAGUGAGGGAAUGAGUGUGCGGAUGUGUAAGUGAGGGGAUGAGUGUGCGGAUGUGUAAGUGAGGGGAUGAGUGUGCGGAUGUGUAAGUGAGGGGAUGAGUGUGCGGAUGUGUAAGUGAGGGGAUGAGUGUGCGGAUGUGUAAGUGAGGGAAUGAGUGUGUGGAUGUGUGUGAGGGAAUGAGUGUGCGGAUGUGUAAGUGAGGGAAUGAGUGUGCGGAUGUGUAAGUGAGGGGAUGAGUGUGCGGAUGUGUAAGUGAGGGGAUGAGUGUGCGGAUGUGUGUGAGGGGAUGAGUGUGCGGAUGUGUGUGAGGGGAUGAGUGUGCGGAUGUGUGUGAGGGGAUGAGUGUGCGGAUGUGUGUGAGGGGAUGAGUGUGCGGAUGUGUAAGUGAGGGGAUGAGUGUGCGGAUGUGUAAGUGAGGGGAUGAGUGUGCGGAUGUGUGUGAGGGGAUGAGUGUGCGGAUGUGUGUGAGGGGAUGAGUGUGCGGAUGUGUGUGAGGGGAUGAGUGUGCGGAUGUGUAAGUGAGGGGAUGAGUGUGCGGAUGUGUAAGUGAGGGGAUGAGUGUGUGGAUGUGUAAGUGAGGGGAUGAGUGUGCGGAUGUGUAAGUGAGGGGAUGAGUGUGCGGAUGUGUAAGUGAGGGGAUGAGUGUGUGGAUGUGUGUGAGGGGAUGAGUGGUAAUGCUUGAUAAUACUGUAAAUCAAAUGUAUGUGGAAUGUAUUUGAUACAUGAUUAUGGCUUAUGAGCAUCCAUGUGUUCCACACCCGUACGACUGGAACGAGUUCUCAUUUUUUUCUGGUUGUAUUUUUUUCUUGUUUUUCAUUGCGCACGUUUUAUGAAAAAUGUAUGACAAAUGUUUGAAAAAGGCACUGUGAUGAAGAACGGACAGGUGGAAGUGUGAUGUUAUGUAUUAUGUAAUUUAUAUGUACAUUAAUGCUGAGGCAGCGCUGUCUGUUAGAAUGUAAAUGUCUCCAGGAUGGAUCAGAAUGAUGGAACCUCAAAUGUUCCAGACCUUCUCAUCACAAUGUUCUUUAUUUAUUCUAUUGUAUUAUCUAUUCUAUUAUCUCUUUGGUUAAGCAGUUUCAGCUUAUGACAGUAAAUGAAGGUUGAGCACACGUGUCUGGUUUUCCACAUCUGUCCCUGAACCGAGCACCUGAGCAUCGAUUGAGGAGAAAGAAAUGAUCAAACUGUGUCGGGUUACCAAACGCCAAGUGUCUGAUCAGCUGGAAUCUCUGCUGUAGUGCCGUGAACGAACAAUCAAACUACCAAUCAAAGAAAAGAGACGCAAAAAGGUGUGAAUGUACUGUGCUUUUAUGCUUUUUUAGGAGUUCAGGCAAAAAAAAAAAAACGUCCAUUUUUACAGUAAAGCCAUUUAUGUUUACUCAGGCUGAUUUAAGUACAACAUUGGCUGUUGCAGCACCACCAGUUAACCAGCAGAGAGCGCCAUAACACAGCUCAGCCAUAACUGUAGGAAGUGAUGAGUGACGUCAUUACUAUGGCUAUAAACUACACAGACUGUACACAGUGUGUAUCUCUGUAUUGUGUGUAAGUGAGAGAGUGAUUAGACAGGAUUAUACACCCAUAAAAAUAAUAGACAAAAACAAGGAUGCUACAAAAGGGUUCUUUGAGAAGUUUCAUAGAUGAACCACGUUUGGUUCCAGAAAGGGCCAGGAUUGUACACUCUUAAAAGUAAUAGACAAGUUACUCCAUAGGAAAACCACUUUUGUGGUAUGAAGAACCUUUUUACGAAUUUCAGAACUUUUAAAAAAGUUAACCCAUUUAAAGGUUCUUUACACCACUCUCAAAAAAUGGAAAUCAAAAUGUUUCAACUGUGGUUCUACACAAAGAUGCUUUUAUAGAAUCUUUACUUUUAAAUGUGUGUAUGAAGAACCUCUAAAAAGUAAGAUGUUGUUAUAAAGGUGAUUUAAUCAUUUAAAUAAAAAAAGGGAUUCCUUCCUUAUUUUUUAGACAAAUGCACAAAUUUCUGCAUUUCUGAACGCAGAAGUUCUUUUACAGCAUGGUCAGAGUGUACAAAUGUAAAGGAGUGUAAAACAGGUCUGAAGAACCUUUUUUUUUUUUUUUUUUUUUUUGCAGAUGGUCUACAAACCUUUUAGAAACUCUUCAGUGUAGAUCCAAAAGUGGUUUCUUAUGGCAGGUUAAGGGUGUGCAACAGAUAUGCAAUCUGAGAAACCUCAACUUGCCCCACAAAGAUCCUUUAAUAAUUUAAAGGUCCUUCAGUCUCAUACCAAAAGAACUUUACCUUUGUGUUCUUCACAGACUAGACCAGUAUAAAAGAGAUGUAUGCAUAUGAAGAACCUUAUCAGAAGGCUUGAGGAGCCUUUACACGAUCUAGAGGUUCCAUACCUUCAGUUAAACCUUCAGUUGAUCCAAAGGUUUUCUACCAAUGUAAUGGUUCUUCACUUACACAUAUCUUUCUGUCUUUCUAGUGUGAGUAUGAAGAACCUGAUCAGAAAGCCUGAGGAACCUUCAGUUGAUCUAAAGGUUCUCUACCAAUUUAACGGUUCUUCAGUCACACGUCUCUUUCGGUCAUUCAUGGAACCCAAAGAGGUUUUUUAAUCAUGUGAAGAGUGUAAAAGAUAUGAGUGAGUAUGAAGAACCUGAUCAGAAAGCCUGAGGAACAUUUAGUCAGUCUCUCAUCAGAUCAAUUUCUAAACCAAAUUAAAGGUUCUUUAGCUACACAUCCAUUUUUAUUUAUUAAGGAACCUGGACAUGGUUCCUCUAUGACAAGAUAUCAAUGUAAAAAAGAAGUGUCUGUGUAAAGAACCUUUUUUUUUAGGAAGUUUGAAAAACUUUUGUUUUGGAUUAAUUAAGAACCCGACAUGUUAAGAGUGUAAAAGAGAUGUGUGGGUGUGAAGAAUGUUAUAAAAAAAAGGCCUGAGAAAUCUUUAGCUUUAUCAAAGGUUCUCUACCAAUUUAAAGGUUCUUCAGUUAAACAUUUUUUUUCUUUUGGUUCUUUUAGAAACCAGAAGUGGUUCUUCUAUGACAGGUUAGCAGUAUGAAUUGUGCAGAACCUUUUAGCAGGCCACAAAAACUUUUACUUAAUGCAAAGGUUUUCCAGAUACACAUCUCUUCUGUUUCUUUCUGGAACAAAACCUGUUUCUUCUAUGGCAUUUCCUAAAGAACCCUUUGUAGCAUCUUCAUUUUUAUGAGAGUGUGCAGUAGAUGUUCUGCUGUUCUGCAGCGUUUUGAUCCAAUUAUGUUCUUUACACACACACACACACACACACACACACACACACACACACACGAAGCUGCUGAGCAGUUUGUGUUUUAAUCCGUUGCAGAUUUUGGUAGAACGCUGCUUCUGGGGUUCUGUAAGGCUGUGGUUAGAACAGUAGACCUGCUGUCUGACGAAAACAUGACUGUAUGAUAAUAAUCUAUAACUGUAAUUAUAACCAGCACCUGAAUGUUUAUAAAUGGCAUGAAAUUGU
Molecule: messenger RNA, 9578 nt
Organism: Astyanax mexicanus (Mexican tetra)
Lineage: Eukaryota; Metazoa; Chordata; Actinopteri; Characiformes; Acestrorhamphidae
Product: PH and SEC7 domain-containing protein 1
Exons: 8
Coding region: 1496-2713 (405 amino acids)
Biological process (GO): regulation of ARF protein signal transduction
Molecular function (GO): phospholipid binding; protein binding; guanyl-nucleotide exchange factor activity
Source: RefSeq, a predicted model, not a curated record